AUGGCACCCCCGACUCAUUUCGAGCUCAAUACUGGCGCCAAGAUUCCAGCGGUUGGACUUGGCACUUGGAGAUCUGAACCUGGUCAAGUGCGUCAGGCAGUCUCGUUCGCCCUUAAGAACGGAUACACUCACAUUGACGCAGCUUUGAUCUACGGAAACGAGCAUGAAGUCGGCCAGGGCAUCAAGGACAGCGGUAUCCCCCGUGAAAACAUUUUUAUCACCAGCAAGCUAUGGAACACCCAUCAAACAAACGUCGCUAAAGGUCUUCAGAAGACUCUUGACGCUUUGGGCACAGAUUACCUUGAUCUCUACCUUAUUCACUGGCCUGUCCGACUGGUUCCUAACGAGACGAGUGCCCUUCUACCAGUUAAUCCUGACGGCUCACGAUCUGUCGACCGAUCCUGGGAUCAAAGCGAGACCUGGCGCCAGAUGGAGGAAGUAUACAAGGCUGGAAAAGUGAAGGCAAUCGGAGUCGCUAACUGGUCCAUUCCUUAUUUGGAGGAGCUCAAAAAUAAAUGGACUGUGGUCCCUGCCGUCAACCAAGUUGAAUUACACCCCUUUCUUCCCCAGCACGCACUAAAGGAGUGGUGUGACAAGAAUGGCAUUCUACUCGAGGCGUACUCCCCACUAGGCUCCGAAGGAGCUCCGCUCAUGUCCGAUCCCGCAAUCCAGGAGAUAGCUAAGAAAAAUAACGUUUCACCCGCGACAGUGCUCAUCAGUUACCACGUCAACAGAGUUAGUGUCGUACUGCCCAAGUCCAUCAGUGAGAAUCGAAUCGUGAGUAAUGGUCAAGUCAUUGACAUCUCCCGUGAGGAUAUGGAUUUGUUGAACGGUCUGGCUGCGCAAGGAAAAGCAAAGCGUAUCAAUACGCCUCUGUUUGGAUGGGAUCUCGGAUUCAAUGACUGGUACAAGCAGUAA
Molecule: messenger RNA, 918 nt
Organism: Penicillium cataractarum
Lineage: Eukaryota; Fungi; Ascomycota; Eurotiomycetes; Eurotiales; Aspergillaceae
Product: putative glycerol dehydrogenase (GCY1)
Exons: 7
Coding region: 1-918 (305 amino acids)
Cellular component (GO): cytosol
Molecular function (GO): aldose reductase (NADPH) activity
Source: RefSeq, a predicted model, not a curated record